Molecule: messenger RNA, 3285 nt
Organism: Myxocyprinus asiaticus (Chinese sucker)
Lineage: Eukaryota; Metazoa; Chordata; Actinopteri; Cypriniformes; Catostomidae
Product: leukemia inhibitory factor receptor-like
Exons: 17
Coding region: 326-2971 (881 amino acids)
Molecular function (GO): protein binding
Source: RefSeq, a predicted model, not a curated record
CACCAAUGGCCUGUAGAUGGAACUCUGUUUAUAUGAAGUGUGGACUGUAAGAUUAAAGUCAUUCAAAUGUAUUACUUAAAUUAGUUUUUAAGGCAUAUGAUUCAUCAUCAGUUUACCUUUCUGCACCUUUCUCACCAUUAUAAAGCAACACCAAAGAAUAUUCUGACACUUUAUGACUCACAAGCAAUAAAUCUGUCUUUGGCAUUAUAUUUUUAACCUCAAAAGGAAGGCAGCAGUAGGAGGAAAACUUUAACGGUUCAUGACACAUCAUGCACUUUCAUAGAAGCACAGGGACUGAACGCUUGAAGAAUAUAUAUCCACAAAGAUGAUUUUAAAUUGGACAAAGACGCUUAUAUUUCUCAUCUUCUUUGAAAAUGUAAAAGGGUGGAAUUCUUAUUCAGAUAACGCCACUGUGGUGAGCAUUAUUAAACUUCAGGCGUUGGACAUGUGGAGACUAGAGAUAGUGUGGAGUAUGAAUCAGAGUGGAAUACAGAGAAAUCAGAUGUAUGAAAUACAAGUUGGACGCACCAAAAACAUGGAUAUUAUCGACAAAAUAAAUGUAAGCAGGGUUUCACUGGAAGCCGAGUUUUCAGUUCACACAUUGGUUUGGACAUCACAACUACCGCUGAACUGUGUAGAUCAUUUGGUUAGAAUAAGACACAUCUCUAAUCCUUUAUUAUACAGCUCUUGGAGUUCAUGGAAAACCAACUAUGGGGAUGUGAACUUGGCUCACGAUAAAAUCAAGAUGUACCCAAAUAACCAGGUGCUAAAAGAGGGCUCUACAGUGUUCUUCUGCUGUGUUUAUUCCAAAGACGUCCAUGUCACCUCGAUGUUCUUUGGCAACACAGCUUACAAAGUCAUCAACAUAAGCCCGCAAGUCAAAGCCAUUCGAGUGGAAAACAUCAAAGCCACAAAAUUGCCUGGUGUAAAUUUCUACUGUGAUGAGAACAGUGACGUUGCUUUAAACUUUGUCACCUUCCCUCCAGAAAAACCCCAGGACUUUAGAUGUGAGACCAAAGACAUGAGAUACGUCUCUUGCUCCUGGAAAUCAGGCAGAGCUUCUAACUUAGUUGGCAGACAUGAAAGGAAGUACACAUUACUCAUCAGGGACUCCGAGUCUGUCAGUUGUAGUCUGGAUAGAAAAACCUGUGGUUUUCGAGUUAACCCAGAGCAGACCAAUUACAACAUCACCUUGUGUGUGACCAAUAGUUUGGGGGAAGCGAAAGAGAGCUACAUAUUCAAUAUCAUAGACAGAGUUUUCCCAGUUUCGGAGCAUAUUGAAGUGACUGCCGGUGUGCUGGAAGCUGUGGUGGUUCUACAGUUGAAUGGGAGUUUCACAGGACUUCCAUUAAUUUGUCAGACUGAACUGGAUCCGGGAGGAACAAUACAGGAGUUACAAAAGAAGGGUGCUGACUCAGUGCAACAUUACACAUUCAAACUGCAGCAACUGCAGCCCAGCACACAAUACUCCAUUAGGGGGCGCUGUGCUGUUCAAGGAAAUGACUGGGGCCGAUGGACACUACUAAGGCCAUUUGUUACAGAGCCUUUGGUGACACUGGAUCUGUGGAGACGAAUCAGUGAAUCAGUGCAUCCCAAUCGCACUGUCACACUUCUGUGGAACACUGUCAACACUGAUUCAGAGUCAAAUAUCGAAGUCUAUGAGGUGUGUAUGAGCCACAGAGAUCCACCGAAGAGUGUGUGCACGAACUUCACACAUUCACCGGUGGAUUUAACCAUUGAUGUCCAUAUGUGUGACAUCACCGUGAAGGCUGUCACUCAAAUGGGCUUAUCUGUACCAUCGCACAUCACUAUACCGUCAGCAUAUACAGGGGGCAUGAUGAAGGAGAAGAGGAUUAUGGGUAAUGCAAAGGAAUUCCAGCUUUUGUGGUCAGAGGACUCUGCCACCACGUGCGACUACAUUAUUGAAUGGUGCAUGUUGGGUAGUGCGCUCCCCUGCACCUUAAAGUGGAAAAGUGUCCCUGCUAAUCAGACAUCCUUAUCCCUCAAAGCAGGAGAUUUCAAAACGGGUGUUAGAUACACUUUCAUUAUCUACGGAUGUACCAUUGAGGGACACAGACCUCAUGAGAAACAGAUUGGAUAUUUGGAAGAACAAAAACCCACCCAGUUGCCUACACUGGACCUUAAUCCAAGUGUAACUUGUUCUUCUAUAAACCUGAAAUGGAGUUUCAAUGAAGAUGACCUGAAUAACACUGGAUUCAUCACAGGAUAUAUGAUUACGGUACAGAGAGAUUCAGACAGCGUCUCCGCUCUUAGUUCCUAUAGACAGUCAAUAGACGACCCUCAUAUCAAGUCUUUUACAUUCAGUGAUCUACAGGAGGACCAGCCAUAUACAUUUCGCCUGGCAGUUUGUACAUCUGUGGGCUGUGGACUGGAGACCAUCGGAACCUUCAGAACCGGAAAAAACUCUUAUCUGCUAAUGGCCAGGAUUUUCAUUCCCCUCAUGGUAUUGGUCGGUUGUUGCUUUUGUCUGUGUGCUUAUAGAAAAAUCAUCAUUCCUGAGGAAGCAAUCGGUUUUCUGCACAUAAAAGCGCUGGACCUGGAUGAGGAUCUUUAUGAAGCAAGUGAAAAAAUCCACACACUGAGGAUAGAGGAGUGUAACUGGUGUGAUGUCGAGAUUUCAGACAUGCGGACCACCAUGGCAGGGAAAACCUGGCUGACGAGUGUAGAGGAUCCAAGUUGUUCAUUCAUUAGCCCUAAAGUCACAAUUCCCUCAUCCCUGAUGGUACCCUACCAGCUUACCGCAAACAUGUGGGAUGGGCAGGUGUAUGGGACAGCCACAAGUCUCACCAACUUCACUUACGUGUCCGCUGUGCAACAGGAUUUGCCUGCUGAAAUGUUUAAGACCCCCGAUAAAGAGGGAACAAAGAAAGUGCCAGAAAACCCUAGGUGUAUGAGUGACUAUGACCUCAGUAGUCAUCUGAGUGCUCAAAACUCAAUUUUGCCUCAGUAAACACACUCAGAGCAGUGUUGAAAAUCAAGUGGUGUGAUCUUAUUGCAAAGAUGUUCAGUGAGAUCACAACAUCCUCAUGUCACUUAAAGGCACAGCAUGUUUCUAAGGGGCCCCAUGCUUUCCGGCCACUCUCUUCCUUCUGCAAAGCAGGCUUUAAAGACAAGAAGUGUUGCAAAAUGUGAUAUUGCGAUAUUUGAGACGUGAGAUUUUGCCAUUUCUGUCAGAUUCUAUAUCUUUGUUUUUUCCAUUGUUUUUAUAAGCUAGACCUGUCUGGUCACUAAAAAAGUUCUCUCUUUGUAGGUAAAAAAACCCCC